GAGUUGCGAUGGUGAUCACGUGACACCCGGCGGGUGAGCGAUUCAUCUUGUUGUGAUACUUCUUCUUUGGAAGGUCAGCCCGGAAGACUUCGUAAAGCGAUGAUGCUACUGUAAAUCAAGUGGAUUUUCCUGUGUCACAGCAGGAAUGCAUGGUGGAGCCUAUGGGGAGCUCGGGGGCAGCCUCCCCGCCAUCGCCUCCCUGAAUGCUUCCUACUCUACAUCGAUGUCCAUCCCAUCCCCGUACCUGUUGACACCACCUGCAGAGCGCAAGAAGAUCUCUGACGUGCGGCGCACUUUCUGUCUCUUUGUGACCUUCGACCUUCUCUUCAUCACCCUUCUCUGGAUUAUUGAGCUUAACAUGUCAAACUCACUUAGGGAGAGUUUAGAGAACGAGGUCGUCCAUUAUAACUUCAAGUCAUCCUUCUUUGACAUUACUCUCCUUGCCUUGUUUCGUUUCCUGUGUCUUCAAGUGGCCUAUGCUGGUUUUCGGUUGAGGCAUUGGUGGGUUAUUGCGAUUACCACUCUGGUAACAACCAUCUUCCUCGUUGUCAAAGUUAUCAUAUCGAAUAAGCAAAAUGCUUUUGCCUAUGUUCUGCCCAUCACCUCGUUUGUGGUCGCCUGGUUGGAGACCUGGUUCCUUGACUUCAAAGUUCUCCCUCAGGAGACUGAUGAUGAAAGAGCAUACGUAGCAGCAGUGAAUGCUGCCUGUGAACGAGCCCCAAUUUACUCUCACGCUGUCUCAGAUGGACAGUUCUACUCUCCACCUGAAUCUGUCGCAGACUCUGACGAGGAGCCUGAUGAGGAGGGUCCUGGGCGUAGAGCUAUCACUGCUCAGGAGAAGGAGUAUGUGAGACAGGGUUAUGAGGCAAUGUCUGUGGUGGAACAGAUCCUAGCCCAGGAGGAAAACUGGAAAUUUGAAAAACACAAUGAAAUGGGCGACUCAGUUUACAGUCUGGAAGUUCCUUUCCAUGGAAAGACUUUCAUCCUCAAGGCCCUCAUGCAGUGUCCUGCUGAGCUUGUGUAUCAGGAGGUGAUCCUGCAGCCGGAGAAGAUGGUUCAGUGGAACAAAACAGUUUCUGUCUGCCAGAUCCUUCAGAGAGUUGACGACAACACUCUUGUCUCAUAUGAUGUAUCUGCUGGAGCAGCAGGGGGAGUUGUCUCUGCAAGGGACUUUGUUAAUGUUCGCCGAGUGGAGCGCAAACGAGACUGUUACCUGUCUGCUGGCAUAGCAACCAACCACGAUGCCAAACCUCCAAGCAAUCGCUAUGUCAGAGGAGAAAAUGGGCCCGGAGGUUUUGUGGUCCUCAAAUCCAGCAGUAACCCAUCCAUCUGCACUUUCAUCUGGGUCCUCAACACAGACUUAAAGGGCCGUCUGCCACGCUACCUCAUCCACCAGAGUCUGGCAGCCACAAUGUUUGAGUUCAUGUCCCAUUUACGCCAACGAAUUAUCGACGUGCGGCCCUCUCAUCGUUCCCACCACCACCAUCACCACCACCACUCUCAAAACUAGAGAGAAGUUUUAAGUGGUCACUUGAAAGGUCACUAGCCAAAACUGGCCAUCACGGCGUCCGCUGAAUGCUCCCAAGCUGAAGGGAUGCAAUUAUGUACCUGACAAGGUUGCAACUUUAAGCAAAGGAGAUGGAGACAUUUCCCAUGUUUCAGCCACACAAAGUGAGGAGUUAUUCAGAUAUCAAAGACUAAACAUUUUCUAUCAUUUUGGGGAAGUUUAAGUGUAAUCACAAGCGGAAAUUUUUGCAUGGACCUGUAACCCGUUUGCUAUGUUUCUCGCCAUGUAAUGAAAACUGUUUUCUGAGACUUUACAGAAACAAGACCUGGAUAAAAAAGUGAUUCCCAAUGUUGGAAUCUGUGUUACAGAAUAGCUAUAACAGUAGUAUGACUGAAACAGCUGUCUCUCUGAGCCUUAUCUUUCUGCACACAUUGUUAGUCAUUGAUUUACUGCUUUUUCUUGUGUGUGUGUGUGUGUGUGCGUGCGUGCGGGCGUGC
Messenger RNA from Pundamilia nyererei, 2004 nucleotides. It is a transcript of the gene stard3, whose product is annotated as StAR related lipid transfer domain containing 3. Gene Ontology annotation, biological process: cholesterol transport. Lineage: Eukaryota; Metazoa; Chordata; Actinopteri; Cichliformes; Cichlidae. The record is from RefSeq and is a predicted model, not a curated record. Gene Ontology annotation, cellular component: endoplasmic reticulum membrane; endoplasmic reticulum-endosome membrane contact site; lysosomal membrane. The transcript is spliced from 15 exons. Bases 146 to 1510 code for a protein of 454 amino acids. Gene Ontology annotation, molecular function: cholesterol binding; cholesterol transfer activity.